AUGGCCUCGCCGAGCAUCGCCGCGGAUCCGCAAGACGGGCCCUAUGCGCUGCAGCCGUGGGUAGAUUCGGUGCCGCUGUCGGCCGACGGCUCUCAGGACGGCAUUAAGAUCAACUGCGUCGAGUAUUUCGAUGGCAAUCUUUACGUUGGCACAUCCGCCGCCGAGCUUCUACACUUUGUCAGCAUUCCUCCAGAUCCCUCCGACAAGUCCGGCCGGCCAGUCUUUAUUCCAGCCUCGAGGCUCUCGCCUGCCUUUGCCGAAAACACCACUUCACGAUCUGGCGUCCAGCAAAUCCUGCUAUUGCCUCGCGUGGGCAAGGCGUGCAUAUUAUGCAAUGGGACUGUCACUUUUUACUCUCUCCCGGAGCUGAGCCCGGUGUUUGGGUCUAAGCAGGUCAAGAACUGUGCCUGGAUCGGCGGCGUCGACUUAAACGAGGACGGCCAGGGUGACGUUGUUGCGAACACGGGCGAGACGGUGACAGUUCUCCUUUCUCUCAAUAGGCGGAUACAAGUCGUGAGAAUCGACGAAGAAGUGCGCGCUGUCAGGAACAUCGAGUUUGCUGGCACCACUCUUUCCGUACGGCGAGACUCCAUAGCAUGUGUGGCCGAUUCGAAGACGUAUGCCCUUAUCGAUGUCAAUCGACAACUCAAGAUUCCUCUUAUGAACAUAUCAUCAUUGGACGAGAAUCCUGCAUCUUCCGAGUUUGGACAUGUUUUGAACAUUGCCAAGGAUCCAAAUGUUGGACGAAGUGCCUCUUCGAACCAGACCCGGCCGCCGAGCAGCUCGCAGACGCAUAGUCGAAGUGCCAGCUUGGGAAACACCGCUACGGCCGCGGACUCGCUGAAGCCCGACGCGCCAGGCACAAGCCCGCGGCUUCCCAUCUCACAACCGCUCUCUCACCCAGGACAGCCGUCGAGCCCUCAGCCCCCUGAGCACAGUUCGACUCCGCCGCCUGCUGAUAAACCCCUACCGGCGCCCCCUCCAUCCUCUAGCCCAGCACCACGGCCUGUAAUCGCUCUCCUGAAGCCACACAUUACCUCGCCGACGCCUGAAGAGUUCCUCCUGGUUAUGGGCACUACUCCAUCAGAUCCCGGCGUUGGCAUGUUCAUAAACCUGGAUGGCGACCCCACACGACCAACAAUCACGUUUGAUAUAUACCCCGAGCAAGUCGUAAUCGACAGCAGCUCAUCGGACGAUGCUGCCUCUGCUGAAGAUGAGGACGGGUUCGUAUUUGCCUCCAUGACAAAGGAUAUCGACGGCGUCCCUCAUAGUGGAGUAGAAAUCCAACGAUGGAGUGCCGGUAGUGAAGCACACCCCCAAAAACAGUGGCUGGAAGCCAGUGAUGCAGACCUUGAGGGGAAAUACGGGAUUCGUACCGUUGCAAGCAGGCAUGAGACCCAAUCUGAGGACAUUGUCGACAAACUGAGUCUGAAGAAAUACACCCCAUUUCCGAGCUCGACUGAAUCUGCCCCGACGACAUCCACUCUUAAGCCCUCGGAUUCUAGGACUGCCCUCUCGAUAGAACGGCUGGCGAAGGAGCGAGAGCUUUUUGAACGAGACGUUGACUCACAAGAUGGAGAAUCGCUUCCGGAAGGGUGGGAGGCGGCACGGACCGUGGAGGGAGAAGAAUUUGCCCGCCGGCUUUCGAAGUCCCGGACACGCAUUGCUGUAUGGCGUGGCAAUCGCAUAUGGUGGGCCGUCCGGAACCCCCUGAUUGUUCAGCUCGACAAACGGCUAGAGGCUGCCCGUUUGUUACAGCACAGCGAGGGGAAGGAGAUUGAUAAGCGUGCCAUUAUCAUGGUUUUGACGAGCAUUCGCGACCGUGAGCCAAAGACAGAACUCGAAUUUACCACAUUCGGCUACAUACAACAAAAGGCGGGAGUCAUUCUGUUGAUCAAUCUGCUGCUUUCCUCACCGAACAGAGAAGUAUCGGAUGAGGAGCUCACCGCUUUACAAGAGGUCCUGGUGGAUAGCAAACUCGACCCGCGUGUUGUUCUGUCUCUUAUUCCAGGAGUCCGAAAUGAGAUCAUAGAGGGCCGUAGAGGCAUAUGGAUCUAUGGCGGUGUAAAAGAGUCACCAGAAGCGUUUUUGACGAGUUCGGAAUUCCAAGAACUAUCUCAAGGAGGCAUAAGGGGUCUUCCGCUCAAGACCCUGCAUUUCCUCCGGCGCUACCUGCAGGCUUGGAGGAAAAUGAAGGGCUUUGGAAGUGUGUCAGUAGAGGCUGAAGUCUUCCGAACCGUUGAUGCGGCAUUGCUGCUAGUCCUGCUGGAGCUCGACAGGCAUUCCCCCAAGGGCUUGGGAAAGGGAGGUGCUGUCAGGGCAGAGCUGGGUGCUCUGGUAGACGGCGGCAUGGAUUGCUUCGACCGGGCUGUUUCUCUCCUGGAGUUGUACCACAGGUUCUUCGCUUUGAGCAGACUAUAUCAAAGUCGCAAGAUGUCUGCUGACGUAUUGGCAACCUGGAAGCGCGUCCUCGAAGGGGAGGAAGACGACGCUCAAGAGCUGAUGGACGGUGAGCAGAGGGUGCGGGAAUAUCUCAGCAAACUGAGCAACCAAGCGCUUGUCCAGGAGUACGGUCUAUGGCUGGCCAACAGAAACCCGAAGCUCGGUGUCCAAGUGUUUGCGGACGACAAGGGCAAAUCGCCCAAGUUUGAGCCCACCAGAGCGGUCGAGCUGCUGCGUGCCGAGGCUCCGGGGGCGGUCAAGUACUACCUGGAACAUCUCGUGUUUGACAAGGGCUACGAGGCCUAUGUCAACGAGCUCAUCUCGUACUACUUGGAGAUUGUCAUUGACGACUUGAAGUCGCCUGAGAGCCAGGAGACGGUCAAGGCCGCGUAUGCCGCCUACAGGGCGCUGCAAAGCCCCAAGCCGACGUACAGGCACUUCUUGACGGAGAAUGCUCCCGAGGACGACGAGGUCUGGCAGAGCCGGCUCCGGCUGCUGCAACUCCUGGGCGGCCCUCACGAAUACGACAUUGCCGCGAUAAGGCAGCGCAUGGACAAACUGUCGGGCGAUCUGCUCGUUCCCGAGACCAUCAUCAUCGCCGGGCGAGAGCGCAAGCACGAAGACGCGCUGCGUCUGCUGGUCCACGACCUCGGCGACUACGACACCGCCGUCUCGUACUGCCUCCGCGGCGGCGCAACCAUCUACUCCCCCAUCAACGGCCGGCGCGACAGCAUCCCGCAGGUCGAGCAGCAGCGCCGCCUCUUCCAGGUGGUGCUCAGGGAGUUCCUCGCCAUCAAGGACGUCAGCGACCGGGUCGAGCAGACGAGCGCCCUGCUCGACCGCUUCGGCGGGUGGUUCGACAUCGACGACGUCCUGGCCCUCAUCCCGGACCGGUGGUCGGUCGACAUCGUGGCCGGCUUCCUCGUCGGUGCCCUGCGGAGGCUCGUGCAGGAGAAGAACGAGGCGAUGAUGGUGAGGGCGCUGAGGGGCACGGAGAACUUGAGGGUGAGCUACGACUUGGUUGUCAAGGUCGGGGAGAAGGGGGCUACUACUACUGUUGAGGAGGCGCCGAGCCCGAGCCAGGAGGUGCCCUCGCCGGGGCAGGAGUAG
Messenger RNA from Trichoderma citrinoviride, 3552 nucleotides. RefSeq names its product vacuolar sorting protein. The record is from RefSeq and is a predicted model, not a curated record. Lineage: Eukaryota; Fungi; Ascomycota; Sordariomycetes; Hypocreales; Hypocreaceae. The transcript has 3 exons. Gene Ontology annotation, cellular component: fungal-type vacuole membrane; cytoplasm. Gene Ontology annotation, biological process: vesicle-mediated transport; autophagy; endosomal vesicle fusion. Bases 1 to 3552 code for a protein of 1183 amino acids.